This is a messenger RNA of Myxocyprinus asiaticus (Chinese sucker), 1393 nucleotides long. RefSeq names its product elongator complex protein 6-like. The record is from RefSeq and is a predicted model, not a curated record. Lineage: Eukaryota; Metazoa; Chordata; Actinopteri; Cypriniformes; Catostomidae. Gene Ontology annotation, biological process: tRNA wobble uridine modification. Gene Ontology annotation, cellular component: elongator holoenzyme complex. Bases 325 to 1134 code for a protein of 269 amino acids. The transcript has 7 exons.
AGGAAACUUCUACUACACUGUAUUGAAAUCGGAGCAAGAAUGUCCGCGUGCGGCAUCCGUACCCACGUUGGUUCGUUCAACUGACGAAUGUAACAACAUGGGAUUUUGAGCUUCAUAUUUAUUUCUACUCAAUUAUUAGGUGAUAUUCUGUCAAUUCAAAAUAGUGCAGGUAGGUAACAUCUCAUUUAAGCUACGUUGUCUGUAAAACCUGUAUUUUAGUCAUCUGUUUGUUUACAAUCGUAUUUGCUCAUUUUAUCGCUAGCAAAAUAAAAACUAAGGAUGUGGUUCUGUUGAAGUUAAAGAAGGUAUUAUUAUUUUACAGAGAUGUUUCCAGAACUGAACAGUAUUCUUAAUUUCAGUCCAGACAGUUUCAAAUCGAGCGACUUUAUCUUGCUGUCUGACAGACAAACUGAUGCAUCAUUCCUCAUUCAUCAUUAUCUGUCUUUCUAUUUACGAGCUGGUUGUAAGGUGUGCUUUCUGGGUUUUGUGCAGUCCUUCAGCCAUUACAAUGCUGUCAGUCAAAGACUGGGUGUGAGUCUGACCCAGGCAAGGGACAAGGGUCAGCUAGUGUUUCUUGAAGGACUAAAGGAGUCUCUUGGAGUUAUAUUACAGGAGGACGCCAGUCAAGGGACACAACCUUUAAAUUAUCUGAGGUUGCCAGGCGCUGGCCUGGAAUGUCUGUUCAAAUUUGUGGAAAGUUCUAUGCGUCAGAGUUGGAAUCGUGAUGAUGGUGAAACAAGGGGUCCUCCAGUAUUACUCAUAGAUGAUCUAAGCGUCCUCCUAAGUUUAGGAGUUAGUGUUAAAGCAAUACUAGACUUUACCCUCUACUGCCAAGCCACCAUCUGUUUGGAGUUAAAGGGAAAUAUGGUAAUUCUGGUGAGAUGUGAGGAGGAGGAUGCAGAUGAUGAUGAAGGAUCAGACCUGCUUCACAGGGGACUCGUUCACCAGUGCAGCUUGGCUCUCCAUGUAGAGGGGCUUCCCACGGGCUACUGCAGGGACAUACAUGGACAGAUGGAGGUUUGGUGGAGACGGAGGGAAGAUGCCAUGUACAACCAAAGAAAGAUUUUUCAUUUUAAAGUCCAUGAUAAAGGAGCAUUGUUUUUCGCUCGAGGGACUUCCAGUGCUGUACUUUAACUGUUUACAAAUGAAAACAUUUUCCCCUCUUCCUAUCACUUUCUAAAAUAAUGUCUUUAUUUACUGAUAGCUUCUUUUAAAUAAAUACAUAUUCAGUAUGUAAAACUUUUAAAAGUAUCAGUUGUUUUGUCCACUUUUUUCUUUGCUUGCCACGUUAAUUUGGUUUAGCUCAAUGAAACGGGUCCUUGUAAAGGUAACAACAUACAAUGGCAGUUAUUGUCUCAACUGUUUCAUGUUUACGUGACCUUUCUGUGCCAAA